Molecule: messenger RNA, 1716 nt
Organism: Drosophila yakuba
Lineage: Eukaryota; Metazoa; Arthropoda; Insecta; Diptera; Drosophilidae
Product: formylglycine-generating enzyme
Exons: 1
Coding region: 39-1049 (336 amino acids)
Cellular component (GO): endoplasmic reticulum
Source: RefSeq, a predicted model, not a curated record
UGAUUGCAAAAAUUAAAAGGGCCACACUGCGCAUCGAGAUGAAAACAAUUUCUGUCGUUCUCUUUACGUGGAUAAUUGCAUUCCAUAAUGUAUCCAGCGACUGUGGCUGCCAAAAACUGAACCGGGAGACCCCGGAUAUUCCGACGAUUUCUGAACAAGUGUGCCAGCAGCGGGCACAGGGUGCACACAGCCACUACCGGGAUUACUAUGGCGAACUGGAGCCAAAGAUUGCUGACAUGUCCCUCGUUCCGGGAGGCACGGUUUACGUGGGCACCGACCAACCGCACUUUCCGGCGGACCGGGAGGCUCCGGAACGGCAGGUCAAGCUGAAUGACUUCUACAUCGACAAGUAUGAGGUCUCCAACGACGCAUUUGCGAAGUUUGUCCUGCAGACGAACUACACCACGGAGGCCGAGCGAUUUGGCGACAGUUUUCUGUUCAAGAGCCUGUUGAGCCCAUCGGAACAGAAGGACCUAGAAGAUUUCCGAGUGGCGAGCGCCGUCUGGUGGUACAAGGUGGCCGGCGUGAACUGGCGACAUCCCAAUGGCGUGGACAGCAAUUUGGACAACCUAGGCCGACACCCGGUAGUACACGUCUCGUGGCGCGACGCAGUGGAGUACUGUGAGUGGGCCGGCAAGCGUUUGCCCAGCGAGGCGGAGUGGGAGGCGGCUUGCAGGGGCGGCAAGGAGCGCAAACUGUUUCCCUGGGGCAACAAGCUGAUGCCAAGGAACGAGCAUUGGCUGAACAUUUGGCAGGGAGACUUUCCCGAUGGCAACCUGGCUGAAGAUGGCUUUGAGUACACCAGCCCGGUGGAUGCAUUCCGACAGAACCUGUACGACCUGCACAACAUGGUGGGCAAUGUCUGGGAGUGGACGGCAGAUCUGUGGGACGUAAAUGAUGUUAGCGAUAACCCGAAUCGGGUAAAGAAGGGCGGUUCUUAUCUGUGUCACAAGUCCUACUGCUACAGGUACAGGUGCGCUGCCCGCUCGCAAAACACAGAAGACAGCUCGGCCGGCAACCUGGGUUUCCGGUGCGCCAAGAAUGCGUGAGUUGUCAUUGUGGGCAAUUCUGCAAAACUCUGUUUUUUUUUAUAAUAUAUAUAUUUUAUGAAUACAACUUAGCCGAUGUUUACAUUCCUAUUUUUGAUAAAACCUUUGGCAAUAUUUGGUAUAUUUCUUAAUGCCGCACUUGAUGCAUUCCAUCGGAUGCAGCCUAUUUAGGCAAAAGCAGUGGAACGCAUAUGCGGCACCGCAGAUGCAUUAGAAAAUACUGUUAGAAAAGGCACCUAACCUGCAGCACAUAAAGCCUGUUGUAAACUCGGGUGAAAGAAAAAUGAGUUCAGAGGACAGACAGAUUAUGGACCUGUCCCAGUCAUCUACACUCCUUUAAGCAGGUGAUUCUUGCGUAAACUCAAACGCACAAGCUAGCUAAUCCGAUCUACAACAUUACGAUAUUAAUUAUAAAGCGGUUUUAUGUUUAGUCAUGGGACACAUAUCUUUCAACCAAGUUAGCAAAAAGAUUUUAUGCACAAUUCAAUAACUGGAAAUUCAUACAUAUUCAAUGCAAAUAUUGCUAUUACAAGUGAUUAAAUAAAAACGUAACAAAUAAGAAUUACUUCAAAUCCCCAAGUUGGGAUUAUUAAAUUAAAUUAAUAUUCAAUUAGAUUAAGAGUUCAAUGUAUUCAAAGCUACUUAAAUAAAAACGUUCCAAACUAAA